AUUGAAGAGUUUUGCAUUAUUCCUAAAUGUUUGCUUGCAUAAAAAUAAAAUAUCCUAAUUAUAUGUGAGGGAAAAUUAAAUGUAAAAUUUAUAAAAGUAAAAGUUAAUAUGUAAAUGUUCGAAGAAAUAGGCGUAUAUAUAUAAUAUAAUAAAAAUAUCAAUAUGAAGGUGAUAAUAAAUGUUAAAUAAGGGUAUUAAAAAUAUGAUAAAAAUUUAAAAUUCCUGAGGAUAGAGUAUCCGUUAGUCACCAAUUUAAUUAAAUUAAAUUAAAUCACUUAAAUGAAAAUCGUGCUUUUGUGUGAAUGAAUGAUGGAUGAAUAAACUACAUUUUUUUUUUUUUUUUAAAUUCAAAAUUCAGUGCGACUCGAGAAAUUUUUCUCAGUGUACGUGUGAAAGGUAAACAAAUCACUCACUGUAAGUCCAUCGGCGAAAGAUCGAUCUCUGCUUUGGGGUCGCUGUAAUGAGUUAGUGGGUUUUUGCACUCCAUAGAAUUUAAAAACAAACUAAUUUCCGCACGAGAAUGAAAUAAACGAUUUAAAAUAAACUGAUGAUCAUUUUUGUUUCGCGAAAGUUUACAAAAAAAAUAAUAAUCUUCAUUAUUCUUCGAUUUCGUUUCUCUUCACUUCACUAAAAGCCUGUAAUUAAUUUAAAUUUAAACUAAAAAUUAAAACUAUUGAAUAAUAAAAAUAAAUAAAAUUAAACAUGUUAAUAACGCUCGUGAUUUGGGGAAUGAAAUGGUGAUGAAAAAAAAAGAGAUCGCCAUGAGGUUGGGGCUGGUCUGCUAGGCUAGCGGUUUUUUGAUAAUUCCCCUUUUCUCAUUAUUCCAUAGCUGAUGGGGGUCAACGCCCUUUCGCUCAACGGGUCUUGGGCAGCGUUGGGUCUUCGAAAAUUCUCUUAUACCAUCCCUAACCUCAGUUUUCCGGCCACCUAGGAGUUAGUUUUCCGGCACCAAUGAUUUAUGAGGGGAAAAUGAUGAUGAUGAUGAUGAUGAAGUUGCUGAUGAUGAUGGGGAUCACGGACUAACCGGUUGGGGUGUAGCCGCUUCUGAUCUGGGAGCCUCCACCAGGAGAGCUCCCAGGGUGCUUUGAUGUGGACCGCAAAGAAUCUUUAAGAACGGCCACAAUAAGUACCCUGGAGGUAUAAAAAAAUAUUUUUUUUUAUAUUCACCUGACAAAUUAUAAUACGACGGCGACGAGGUCGCGCUUUUAUAAAGCCGCGACGAUCCAAAAAAAAAACCCACGAACAUAGGCUUAGGCCUAUGUAGGCUACAACUUUUUAAUUAUUUACAGAAUAUAUGUACUCCUAAAAACGAUAUUCCUCUCUCAACGAUCGAUAAUGAAAAUUCUAUCGAUCUAAGGUCUCAGCAAACUUUAGAUGAAAAUGAAAAUCAUAUUCCUCAAUCUGUGAUCGAUUCAAAUGAAAAUUCCAUCGAUCUAAGGAAUGAUCAGGAUAAAAAGUCAAAAACUAAUGUCAACAGCGAAAGAAGCUACAGAAAGCCUGCGCAAGAAAAGGCAAAGGCAAAUAUUGUAUCAUUAACUGAGAGAGCAGCAGUCCUGGCGCAGGCAAAUAAUUCAACAAUGUCUAGCGAAAUCCAAAAGGAGCUUGUUAAAACUAGGCGAGAAAUUAAAAAGGAAAGCAAAAGCCUCAAGCGCAAGCAACAAAUUGCAGAAGAUCAAAAUAAAUACAGGCAGAAUAAAAAACCGCUUCUCCAUAAAACUUUUUUGGAGAUAGCCAUGUUUGGAAGUGGAGCUGAUGAAAGGAGGCGCACUAACCUUGUUAGAAGUGUGAAAACCUUGUCUGAUCUCCAUGAAGAGCUCAAAAAAGAAGGGUUUAACUUGUCGAGAAGCGCAACCUAUCUAAGACUAUUGCCCAGAAGCUCUUCCUCGAUUGAAGGAAAAAGUCAUGUGAGAACGGUACCGGUAAAGCUUUGUCGAGCCCAAGCAGAUUAUCACAAGCAGCAUAUAGAUGGAUAUUUUGCUACAGCAUCUAUAAAAUAUCUUGAAAACGUUGCCUCUGUUCUUGGCCCUGCUCAAGUGUUUUUUUUGUCACAAGACGACAAGGCUAGGGUGCCAAUUGGUUUGGCUGCUGCAAAUAAACAAGCACCGCUGCUUAUGCAUCUUGAAUACAAGGUCAAGCUGCCAGAUCACGAUUGGGUUGGUGCCCCAAGGCAUAAGCUAAUCCCAUCAGUUUAUGCGGGGGUAAUUAUAAGUCCUCAAAAAAUGGGAGACCCGAAAGCUGUUGGUUAUUCUGGCCCCACAUUUAUAAGCAUUAGAAGUGGAAAGCAUUCUUCAUCUACUGCUGGAACUCAUGCUAGAGAUUUCGACAGUAUUGUGAAACUAGAGUCUUUUAAAUCAUUAGCAAGGACCGAAGAAGGACUAGUCAAGCCUGUGGUGACUUUAACUUCCGAUGGUGGCCCUGAUGAAAAUCCCAGGUAUGGGAAGGUUAUUUCCCAUGCAGUACAACAUUUUAAGGCAUACAAUUUGGAUGCAAUUUUUGUUGCCACAAAUGCUCCAGGAAGAAGUGUUUUUAACCGAGUCGAAAGGAGAAUGGCCCCACUAAGCCGGGAAUUGUCUGGGUUGAUUUUGCCGCACGACAUGUUUGAAAGCCAUUUGGAUAACCAAGGCAGAACCACAGACUUCGACUUAGAGGAAAAAAAUUUUGAAUUCGCUGGGAGAACAUUGGCCAAAGUUUGGGGCAACUUCCUGUGACUGCCAAAUAUUGUUUUCCUAAUGAAGAAGAGGCAGAACUGGAUGACAUAGAUCAGUACUGGUAUCAAGAACAUGUUCGUGAGAGUCAAUACUUUCUUCAGAUUGUGAAAUGCCGUUCUGAAGAAUGUUGUGGAGAAUUUAGAAGUGGAUUACUUCAAAUUCUACCUGAUCGAUUUUUCCCUCCUCCUAUACGUGUUGUUCAGGGUGUCUCUGAAAUAAUGGUUUCCGAGAACAAUGAGAAUUUUCUGGACCUAUUACAACGCAGAGCUCUCGUGAUAUCAAUAAAUAAACACAACAAAUAUUUGCAUAUUCCCUACGACUUCAAUUGUCCGUCGG
Molecule: messenger RNA, 3044 nt
Organism: Drosophila bipectinata
Lineage: Eukaryota; Metazoa; Arthropoda; Insecta; Diptera; Drosophilidae
Source: RefSeq, a predicted model, not a curated record